GGCGAGGUUCUCAGACAAUCCAGCUGCUGGCUGGACAGAUGUGCUCUGAGGAACAGGCAGGGCGAGUGCUGCUUUCCGCAGAGUUCAAAGUCCAGGCCGAUGUGUCUCCUUGGGCCAGCCCAGCUCACACCCAGACAGGCCAAGGGAGAGAAGCUGGAGGAGGCAGUGCCUCGGAUCACUGGGCACACGGGGCGCCAGGCCAGGAAGUUCUGCUCAAGCCCAUGGCCAGGAGCACCCAGAUAGAAAACCUGCAGUGUCGGCCACAGCUCCCGGAGAAGCGCGUGGCUCCCAGGAAGUGAGCCCCAAAGAUGAGGCUCCUCAAGCUGCUCCUUUUCCUGGCCCCCUGGGGAGUCACCCGAGCUGAAGCAGGGAAGUUCUGGCACAUCUCUGACCUGCACCUUGACCCUGACUACAAGGUCUCCGAAGACCCACUCCAGGUGUGCCCAUCAGCUGGCUCCCAGCCGGUGCCCAGCGCAGGUCCCUGGGGCGACUACCUCUGCGACUCUCCCUGGGUCCUCAUCAAUUCCUCCAUCUACGCCAUGAAGGUGAUCGAGCCGGAGCCAGACUUCAUCCUCUGGACGGGUGAUGACACACCUCACGUGCCCAACGAGAGACUGGGAGAAGCAGCGGUGCUGGGAAUCGUGGAGCGCCUGACCGGGCUCAUCAGAGAGGUCUUUCCAGAUACCAAAGUCUACGCUGCUUUGGGAAAUCAUGACUUUCACCCCAAAAACCAGUUCCCGGCAGGGAGCAACAACAUCUAUGAUCGGGUAGCAGAACUGUGGAGACCCUGGCUCAGUAAUGAAUCCAUCGCUCUCUUCAAAGAAGGGAUCCUUCAGAUUCUCCCUGGCUGUGACACCUUAGGUGCCUUCUAUUCUGAGAAGUUGCCGGGACUGAGUGGGGCUGGGCGAAUCGUGGUCCUCAACACCAAUCUGUACUACAGCAGCAAUGAGCAGACGGCUGGCAUGGCAGACCCUGCCCAGCAGUUCCGGUGGCUGGAAGAUGUGCUGACCCGGGCAUCCCAAGCUAAGGAGAUGGUGUACAUUAUUGGCCACGUGCCCCCGGGCUUCUUCGAGAAGACGCGGAACAAAGCGUGGUUCCGGGAGGGCUUCAAUGAGGAGUACCUGAAGGUGGUCCGGAAGCACCAUCGAGUCAUCGCAGGGCAGUUCUUCGGGCACCACCACACCGACAGCUUCCGGAUGUUCUACAGUGAUGCAGGUGCUCCCAUCAGUGUCAUGUUCCUUACCCCUGGAGUCACCCCAUGGAAAACCACCUUACCUGGAGUGGUCAACGGGGCCAACAAUCCAGGCAUCCGGGUAUUUGAAUAUGACCGAGCCUCACUGAGCCUGCAGGACAUGGUGACCUACUUCGUGAACCUGAGCCAGGCGAACGCGCAGGGGACCCCGCUCUGGGAGCCAGAGUACCGGCUCACCGAGGCCUACGGGGUGCCCGACGCAGGCGCCCGCUCCAUGCACGCGGCGCUGGGCCGCAUCGCCGACGACCCCGGCGCGCUGCAGCGCUACUACGUCUACAACUCGGUCAGCUACGACCGCGAAGCCUGCGGCCCGGCCUGCCGCGCCGAGCACUUGUGCGCGCUGCGCGAGGUGGCCUUCGACGCCUACGCCGCCUGCCUGCGCGCCCCCGGCGCCGCGCCCGCGCCCCAGCUCGCGCUCCUGCUCGCGGCGCUGCUGGGCCCGCGCGCACUGCUCGCGCUGCUCGCGCCCUGACCCCGGGCCACGCCGCCACACGUGCCCGGCGGCCGCAGCGGGAACCGGCGUGGAGCAGCCGGAUCAGGAAUGGAAGCGCCCAAGACCUCCCCCCACCCCAGCGCAUGUUUUUCUUUCCAAGUUUCAUCCAAAAAAACAAUGCGCCUCUUA
Zalophus californianus (California sea lion) is the source of this 1874-nucleotide messenger RNA. It is a transcript of the gene SMPDL3B, whose product is annotated as sphingomyelin phosphodiesterase acid like 3B. Gene Ontology annotation, molecular function: sphingomyelin phosphodiesterase activity. NCBI's taxonomy places the organism in Eukaryota, Metazoa, Chordata, Mammalia, Carnivora, Otariidae. The coding region runs from base 309 to 1724 and encodes 471 amino acids. The record is from RefSeq and is a predicted model, not a curated record. The transcript is spliced from 8 exons. Gene Ontology annotation, biological process: sphingomyelin catabolic process.